This is a messenger RNA of Meloidogyne enterolobii, 717 nucleotides long. NCBI's taxonomy places the organism in Eukaryota, Metazoa, Nematoda, Chromadorea, Rhabditida, Meloidogynidae. The record is from the annotation of a GenBank genome assembly.
AUGUGCUACGAGGGUAAAUACUGCCGAAUCCGUCCAACAUUACCACUACCAAUAACAACACCCAAACCACCACCUUGUAAGAACGAUUAUGACUGUCCAGCUGGUUAUAAGUGCAAAAAUGAUAAUGAUUAUGAUUGUCCAGCUGGUUAUAAGUGCGAUUAUGAAGUUUGCGUUCCUGUUCCUACUAGUACUAAUACGCCAACUCCUCCCCCACCAAAACAAUGUUGUUUUACUGGAAAUCGCUAUAAGAACUGUUACUGGUGUCGACCAAUAUUUACGUGUGUCGAUGGUGAAUAUUGUGAAUAUGUGCCUUCAACAAAUACCCCACAAACACCCAAACCACCUUCCUGUGUUUUGCAUAACCACUGUCAAGCUGGAUAUGAGUGCAAACAUGAUGUUUGUGUUCCUGUUCCAACGACUACAACAAUAACGCCAACCCCAUCCAAACCAACUUAUUGUUGUUUUAUUGGAAAUCGCUUUAUGAAUUGUUACCGAUGUCAACCAUCAUUUACGUGUGUCGAUGGUGUAUAUUGUGAAUAUGUGCCUUCAACAACUACACCAACAACACCCAAACCACCAACUUCCUGUGUUUUGUACAACAACUGUCCGGCAGGAUAUGAGUGCAAAAAUGAUGUUUGUGUUCCUGUUCCUACUACUACAACAAUAACGCCAACUACAUCCGAAACACGCAUACAAACAUUUAUAAAUUUAAAUUAG